CAGUGUAUUUGGACGAAAUUGUUCCACCUGUCCUUGCUUGUUUUAGUGAUCAAGAUUCACGCGUAAGAUAUUAUGCUUGUGAAAGCAUGUAUAAUAUCGCCAAGGUGUCUAAAGGUGAAAUUUUACGGUAUUUUAAUGAAGUGUUUGAUGCGAUGAGUAAGGUAAAUGAUUUUUCACAAAUUCAAUCUUUUAGGAUACCCCAUAAAGUAUCUAAAAACUCCGAAGUUUCUGUCAAAAAUGGAACCGAACUUUUGGAUAGAUUGAUUAAGGAUAUCGUUGCUGAACAAUCUACUACAUAUGUAUCCGCUUUGGUUCUUGCAUCUAUGUCACACGAUGAUUCAACAGAGCCAGUUUCAAUGCCACGCACUACUGCAUUCUCUUUGCCCCGGUUCAUUCCGCUUCUCGCCGAACGCAUUCAUGCAAAAAAUCCUUUCACACGCAACUUUUUGGUAUCGUGGAUUACUGUGUUAGAUUCAAUCCCAGAUCUUGAACUUGUGUCAUUUUUACCGGAUUUUUUGGAUGGACUACUACAAUUUUUAAGCGAUCCGAAUAAAGACAUAAGAAAUGCUACGUCAUCUAUACUGGCUAAUUUUUUGGCUGAGAUACGUGAAGCAUUUGAAGUUAAGGAACACCAAAAACAGCAGGCAAUGAAGAGUUAUUUUGUCGAACAACAACGGAAAAUGGUCGUUGCAUCCGAGACUGUUAGUGAAGCUGGAGAGAGUGUGAAAGAUGGAAGCACGAAAGGCGAUAGUGAUGAUACAACAUUGGGCCCUAAUUCGAUAGAUGGGGACAUUAAUUGGGAUGCUAUCUCAUUAAGUGAAACUGAAGGAAGGGGAAAAGGUUCAUGGGUUCCAGGUCAAGGUGUUGUAAUUAAUUAUGUCAGAAUUGUUCAAAUUUUAAUGGACCACUUAUGUUCUCCAGAGGAAGAGAUUCAAGCUACAGCGUUGAAAUGGAUAAAUGAAUUCAUACAUAUCGCCAAAGAAGUAAUAAUUUCAUUUACACCACAGCUUAUAAGCGCUGUAUUACCUUCCUUGGCGCAUUCUACUACAAAUAUCCUUCAUAUGAUUUCAUAUAAUAUUAUUCUGGAAACUCCAACUAAUGGUCUACCAACAUUACAGCCGCCGCCUUAUUCAAUGGUAUCAAAGGAACCUACAUUACCAUCAGCACCUAACGGAAGUGCUUAUACACCCAACUCACUUCCUUCAAUAGAUGAGCACGUUGAUCCCUUCGAUUAUCAGGCUACAGUUGAGGCUUUAGUGCGGCAAUUCUCAAAUAUACAUGAGGAAACUAGAGUUGCAAGUUUGGACUGGCUUUUGAUGCUUCAUAAAAAAGCACCAAAGAAGAUUCUUGCGAUCGAUGAUGGUACUUUUCCAGUUUUAUUAGAUAUUCUUUCAGAUCCAUCUGAAGAGGUAGUUAAACGAGAUCUUCAGCUUCUCGCGCAACUGUCUUCAAGUUUUGAAGAUGAAUACUUUACGCGCUUUAUGGGAGAUUUAUUAAGAUCAUUUAGUACAGAUCGGAAAUUGCUUGAAACAAGAGGAAGUCUAAUUAUUCGUAAUCUAUGUUUGAGCCUUAAUUCAGAGCGUAUAUACCGUAGCUUUGCGGAGAUUCUUGAGAAAGAGGAGGAUAUCGAAUUUGCUUCUAGCAUGGUUCAAAAUCUUAAUAGCAUUCUCAUCACUUCCCCUGAGCUUUCGGAUCUGCGAAAGAGACUCAAAAAUCUUGAAACAAAAGACGGUCAAAUGUUGUUUACAACCUUGUACAAAUCUUGGUGUCAUAAUCCAGUGGCUACAUUUUCGCUUUGCCUAUUAGCACAAGCAUAUGAACAUGCGGCUAAUCUAUUACAAAGUUUCGCUGACCUAGAUAUCACUGUUAACUUGCUAAUUCAGAUAGAUAAACUAGUUCAGUUACUUGAAUCGCCAGUCUUUACAUAUUUACGCCUCCAACUUCUCGAGCCAGACAAAUAUCCUUAUCUUUUUAAAUGCCUUUAUGGGUUGUUAAUGCUCUUACCGCAGAGCAGUGCGUUUGCCAGUUUAAAAAAUAGAUUGACUAGUGUUUCAUCGAUGGGAUUUUUACAUUUGAUUCCGAGAAGUGCGUCACCAACUGAUACUAAACGACAAUCAACAAAAUCAUACGUAAAGGAUGACGGUAUUAAAUUUCAAGAACUUCUGACACAUUUUCGGGCAGUACAAGCAAAGCAUGAGAAGACUAGAAAACAAACUCUGCAUUCUCUUGGUCAUUCUGGUAGUCAAACUACCCGAAACCGUCGUAUUCGUGAUCGUACAUCGCUUCCGGCAAGCAGUAAUAACUUGUCGCAAUCUGUGACAUCAAUAUCCAAUAAGAACAAUAGUGGAAACAUACCGCCUACUGAUCAACGUGGAAGUACUAACACUGGAGUAAGCACCAGUAGUGCAAACGUUAAUACAGGAUCUCUGCAGGUAGACCAAUCCAGAAGACGGCUGAGCGCGGCUAGUUCAACAAGUGCAACAAGUGAUCAUGGAUCCGGAAAUCCCCACACACGUUCUCAGAGUCCGCCCGUGAGUAAUGUCAAACGCGGCAAUACAUAUCGAAAAUAA
Messenger RNA from Dentiscutata erythropus, 2570 nucleotides. NCBI's taxonomy places the organism in Eukaryota, Fungi, Glomeromycota, Glomeromycetes, Diversisporales, Gigasporaceae. The record is from the annotation of a GenBank genome assembly.